This is a messenger RNA of Carassius gibelio (silver crucian carp), 5698 nucleotides long. It is a transcript of the gene zdhhc5a, whose product is annotated as zinc finger DHHC-type palmitoyltransferase 5a. Gene Ontology annotation, biological process: protein palmitoylation. The coding region runs from base 1929 to 4229 and encodes 766 amino acids. The record is from RefSeq and is a predicted model, not a curated record. The transcript is spliced from 12 exons. Gene Ontology annotation, molecular function: palmitoyltransferase activity. Lineage: Eukaryota; Metazoa; Chordata; Actinopteri; Cypriniformes; Cyprinidae.
GUUCUGGGAGGCUCGUGGAUGUGGACCGGAGCUCGUGCCGCUGCGCUGAGCUGCGUGAAAAUACGGUAAACCUGUCGCUAGCUUUCAGCUACGCGAGCUUUAGCAGGUCCUACGCGACAGAAUCUAGAUUUAAGCGAGUAUCGAGAGGACCAAAAACUUGAAUGACAUUGUAUAAGCGCGAUUGUUUGCAGAAAUAAGGCGAAAGAUAGAUAGUUUGGACGCAGGCUAACUGGCUAAGUGAGCCGUCGGCAAGACCCCACCACCCAAAGAUCGAAACGGAGAUUAAAGCCAACAUCUAAUCUAUCAAAGAGGAUAACCGAUGUCACACAUACCAAUCCUCUAAAGCAGCGACGCCAAUGAACUGACAGGUGGAGUUUAUUUCCAUUCUCUCCAGCACACCCACUGGAAGGCCCCAACAUUGGCUGAGUGUGUGGAUACUCUGUGUUUGAGUGCGCGUAUGGUCAGCUGAAAGACGAGAGAACUUCACAGUGUCAGAGAAGAAAGCGCAGGCAUGGCUCAAGGCACUCCCCUGAGGCCGCGUCCCCCUGAGCUCCUUAUGUAAUGCCUUCUCAUCUGCUAAUAGACGUCAGCUGGGCCUGAUAAACUCACACGUACACAUUCAAGGAAGUCUCUGAAGUGUCCCAAGGGAGAAGUUGAACUCUUGUCCAUUGUUUUCUGUUUGACCUCAUCCUCCUUCAAUCUUCACAUACUCACCUGUGAAUCCCAGGAUUCCUCUGAGCUCCAAAGUCUUCUUUUUCGGAAUCGCUCCACUGACCUGGAUCGGUUCCCAGGAGUUUUGAGGUGUGUGUAAGCUAAGCGCUGCUCUUUCACCUGUUUUUUUUUUUUUUUUUUGUCUCUGUGAAAGCUCCAUCAAGAGAGGUGUUUUAGCUGGAGCAUUCCUCUCAUUAAUGCACCUUGACUCAAAAAGCGAAAAUUUGAUCUAAUCAGCCAUGCAGGUGUAAGCCUGCUUAUUUGGGAAGAUACUGGCCUGUCCUUCGAAACGAAACUGUGGAUUAGCAAUGCUUCGACUCUGGAGAGUGACACGUGAGGUUCCAUUAUUUAAGGUGCAUUGUAGCACACUUGUUGGUUGAAAUGAAGGAAAGACAUUUUUAUAUUUUUUGAGUGAGGAUGGUGGGGGGAAAUUGUUAACGGUUGGUUCCUUCAUUGUUGUUGCCCCCUUCAAAACUGAACUGCACCAAAACUGAGAAAAAUCCUCCUGUCCCUCUUUUUUGUCUUUUGCGGUUUCAUAUUUUUUUUUCUUUUUUUUUUUUUUUUAAUCUGUUUUGGUCUUUGUUUUUUCAACUCCCAGUCCACAGCAGAAAAACUCCAGAACAUUAAUAGAAUACAGUGCUGCUUAUCAAAACAUCAAACUGAAAUAUAUAUUUAAAAUAUUUGUUAUCUAAAAAAGAAAAAAAGCUAAUUCAUACCCAUUGUUCUCCUCUUACCUCUUAUUUUAUACAGUAACACCAAAUUUCUAAAAUACAUUUUUAAAACACCACUAAAGAACUGAUUGAACCCAAUUGAUUAUUAUUUUUUUACAGCCUUUUGAAAUUAAAUGUUUUUUUUAUUGUUUUAAAUGACCCCAAAAUACUUAAAAUUUAAAGAUUUUGAGCAUUUCUUUUUAUUUUGUUAAAUGCUUUAAUAAUUUAUAAGUGUUUAAAUAUCAGAAACUUAACUCAAUUUGUUAAAAAUCCAAAUUUCUUCAGUUUACUUCAUUUUUUUAAAUUAUUUUAUUAUCAUUUUCAACUUAGAAAAUUUUUUUUUUUGUGUUUUUGCAACAAUGCUCAUCUUGUGGCCUCUUUGUAUAAUGCUGAAAGGACAGCGACUUCUCCGCUAGUCUAUCUUUGCGUUUGUGCUGUCUUGACAACACCAACACACUUCCAAACGGAUAAUUUUCCGGAGCACGCUGCCAUCCUGCCCCCUGGGUGAUGCCGAGCGGCAGCAUGAGUGGGGGUGUGUCUGGACCCACUUCUCCACCCCACCCCACUGCUCCAUCCAGACCUCUCCGGCCUAGUCGCUACGUGCCAGUCUCUGCGGCAACAGCCUUCUUGGUCGGAGCAACCACCCUCUUCUUCUGCUUCACGUGCCCUUGGCUUUCAGAGCAGUUUUCUGUCGCUGUGCCAAUCUACAAUGGCAUUAUGUUUCUGUUUGUUCUGGCCAACUUCUGUAUGGCCACCUUUAUGGAUCCUGGCAUCUUCCCUAGAGCUGAGGAAGAUGAGGAUAAAGAGGAUGAUUUCCGAGCUCCUCUUUAUAAGACUGUGGAGAUUCGAGGCAUUCAAGUGCGGAUGAAGUGGUGCUCUACUUGCCGUUUCUACAGACCCCCACGUUGCUCACACUGCUCCGUGUGCGACAACUGUGUGGAGGAUUUUGAUCAUCACUGUCCGUGGGUCAACAACUGUAUCGGCCGGAGGAACUACCGUUACUUCUUCCUGUUCUUGCUCUCUUUGACGGCUCACAUAAUGGGCGUAUUUGGCUUCGGCCUGCUUUUCAUUCUCUACCACACCCAGCAGCUGGACCGAGUGCAUUCGGCUGUCACUAUGGCUGUCAUGUGUGUCGCUGGGCUUUUCUUCAUCCCAGUGGCAGGUCUCACUGGUUUCCAUGUCGUUCUGGUGGCAAGAGGCAGGACCACCAAUGAGCAGGUAACAGGGAAGUUCCGGGGAGGUGUGAACCCCUUCACAAACGGCUGCUUGAGGAACGUUUCACACGUUCUGUGCAGCUCACAGGCACCCAGGUAUCUUGGUAGAAAGAGGAAAGCUCAGACAGUGUCUGUUCAGCCUCCUUUCCUCCGACCGCAGCUUACUGAGGCUCAACUGGCAGCCAAGGUGCUCGACAACGGAAUCCAAGGAGACCUUCACCGGUCUAAGAGCAGUUUGAUGGAGAGUCAGUCUGCUGACGCCGAGCCUCCACCUCCACCUCCACCUAAACCAGAGCUCAGAUACCCUGGGCUGUCCCGAGGACCUGCCGGACACUCUGAGGAGAGUAGUCUGUUGAAUAAAGCCCCGCCCACCCCCACCAUGUUCAAGUACAGGCCCACAUACAGCAGCCCGGGCAAGAACCACACUGCCCUCACACAUGCCUACGCCAACCAGAUGAGUCGUGGGGACAGUCUUAAAGAGUCCUCUUCCUCUCUCCUCCAGUCCAGUCAGCAGCCAGGCUAUCGCUCUGAGCCCAGUCUGGAUGGGAACGAGGGAGGUGGAGUGGAGCGAAGAGGGCCAGAGCGAACACCUGGGGGUCCUGGAGGACCUCCAGGCUCUGGGAUCGCUGGAUACUCCCUAGGAGGGCGUUCGUAUCCCUCCUUCUCUGACCCCACAGUUCUCGCCGGAGGGGCCCCGCGGUCCUCGCGGUCCUCCAGUGUUCGCUCUUCCCACAAUGCCCCUCCAUCUGAAGCCACAACCUCCACAAGCUACAAGAGCUUAGCCAAUCAGACGCCACCGCCAGCUCCUCGGAACGGCAGUCUGUCAUACGAUAGCCUGCUCACAUCGUCCGAAAUCCCAGAAUUUGAGUCGGCAGCACCUGAGAUGUCACCAGGCCGACCGCGCACGCCUGUAGUUGGAUACAGUUCACCUUUCCUGUCAGCACAGAUCGCCCAGCAGCGGGAGACGGAGCUCCACCAGCCGUCUGCCUCCAGCGCUGCCCUCCUCGCCUCACCGCAGCACACUGGCUAUCUACGUGGCUCCACCACUUCUCCGCCCGCUCCACCUGAACGCGAGCGGGAACGCCUGCUGCACGACUCUCAGCAUCAGCACCACCACCACCAUCAUCACCAUCACCAUCGGCCGCCCCGCUUCUCUCGACCUCCCCUGCUCUCUGACUCGGGCCCGCCUCAGCCCUCAUAUCCGUACCGCACGCGCUCCACUGACACGUCCCUGCCGCCCAGCGCUCACCCGCCACACUCGCCACACCCUCCGCCGCUGGGGAAGUCUCUGUCUUACUCUAGCGCUGCCGCUGCAGAGAUGCAGUACCGCCUGGUCCGCAAAGCCUCGGCCUCGGUCGGGGGAGGGGGCAUACAGGCGCCAAAGGACGAGAUUCAGAUGAAGUCGUAUAGUCGGACAAACGGGCAACCGAAACCUUCCUCCCCCUCGUCCCCCUCUCAUCCUGCCAGCGUGUCCACUCGCCCAGGUCAGGCAUAUUCCAGUGCUGGCUCUUCUCAGAGCCCCGCCCACAAGCCUGGAGGCGGGGUGAAGAAGGUGACUGGCGUCGGAGGGACCACUUACGAGAUUUCUGUGUGAGAAAGACUGGUUUGACCCGUGUUGUCCAGAAUGGAGACAUGGACUCAUGUUCCUUUGACACAGCAGAGAAAACCCUGUUUGGUGGACAUUUAUUAGUGCCUCCUGGAAAGAUCUGAAAACUUCUGUCCUCUGCUGUUAUUUUUUGACCAGCAGGUUUUGGUUCGAUAUGACAUAGAGGAGGAGGAGGAGGAGGAGCAGGGGGUCAUUCAAGCCGUGAUAUAGUGGGACUUUUGGACUCCUCACCAGUAAGGAGCUGGAGCGAGUUUGAUGGCAUCAGUUUGAUGGCAAAGGACCAGAUUGCCUUGAAAACAUUUCAGUACAUUAAGACAAAAAAGAUUUUUAUCCAACAUAAAUGUGUAAAUUGUUCUGUAUAGACAAAAAAUGAUCAGUUGUGUUAAGUUUUUUUUUUUUUUUUUUAAUCACCGAGUGGAUUUUUACAAAAGAGGACCUGUGGCAUUCAGUAGACAUUUCAGACCACCGUGUUUGGCUUGCGACAAUGUUGCGUCCGUAUCCAAUCAACACCAGUGAAGCAAAACAGUAGAAAAGAUAAGGAAAUGGACUAAAGCAUUAUUUAAAUGACAGCAGCCUUUUCAAGUUCAAGUAGUGUUUUCUGAGCAGUGGCUUUGGAAAUUCAAGGAAGUUUUUAUUUAAUUUAUAAAGUGUUAUUUUAUAUGACUUUAUAAAUGGCUAUUGAUAAAAUCUUUUUUCUUUACUUUUUUUUUUUUUCUACAACGGCUGAUAUUUGUUCUCUGUGGACUUUUAUCUAAUCAAAUAGAGAGAUAAAGAGCUGAUGGCCACAAACUGGAAAGAGAUCAGCCUGUAAUCAGAGGGUUAAUCGUAGCAUAAAAAUGCAUUUGAUAUGGUGAAGCCCAAUAUGUGGGGCAUAUUUUACAUUUUAUCCUAUAAACAUUGAUUGGCUGCCUCUUAGAUCUGAAUUAUUUUUUCAUUUUGUUUUAUGUUAAUAUGUGAAAGCCAAAUCUCUUUGGUGGCCUUGUCUAGCCAUGUUCCACGUAGGAUUUUAAAGCUUCCUGCUCACGAUGCCACAGAACAAUGGGGAACCAUAUCCAUGCCCUCUGAUUGGACAGCAGUUGAACCAAUCAGUGGAAGUUAGCUGUCAUUAUGAAUCAGUGAAAGCCUUUUAUUUUUAAUGAUUUAAUUCUUACCUGUUGCAUUUGAGAAGAUUGUGACGUUGUGCAGGACUCAUUUCAAUCAAUGUCUGUCUUGUCAGAGGUGUUGAUCAACAUUUAGAUCAGAGCUGGCCAAUCAGGAGACAGAAUGUAUUUGUUGACUUGUAUAAAGCCAAUGAAUACACUUAUAGAAAUAUUUUGGAUCAAAAGAUGGAUUGAAGGGAAGGAGGGAAUGAAAUAAAGAACGUGUACUGUAUAGUUCAGUGUGAGUGAACAUGGUUGUGAAUAUGUGUAUGGGUGUGUGUGUGUUUUGAGCAUUGGUAAUAAACUCUUUAUAAUUCA